GAUAUUAAGCGAAAGUAUGAUACAAUUGUUGAUUUAGGUUGCGGAUGUGGGCAUGUAGUGAAACAUAUAGAUCAAGAUAUAUCAAAAAAAUUGUUGAUGUGUGAUAUGUCAGAGAAAAUGCUAGAAAGAGAUAAAAAUGUAACAUACGAUGUUGAAGUUGAACGAAUUGUAGUAGAUGAGGAAUUACUUCCAUUCAAGGAGAAUUCUUUGGAGGCUGUAAUAAGUAAUCUUUCAUUACACUGGGUAAAUGAUUUGCCAGGUACAAUGAUUCAAAUUCAGAGGUCUUUGAAACCGGAUGGUCUAUUCCUUGCUUCAAUGUUUGGUGGUGAUACUUUAUUUGAACUCAGGUAUACAAAUAUGCAUAAUUAUUCCAAAUUAGAGCGUGAGCAAGGCGUUUCGCCGCGGGUUUCUCCGAUGACAGAUAUUCGUGAUGUUGGAAGUUUACUCUCUCGCGCAGGAUUUGCUUUAACGACAAUAGAUGUUGAUGAUGUUAUAGUAAACUAUCCUACAAUGUUUGAAUUAAUAAAAGAUUUAAAAGCGAUGGGUGAAAGCAAUGCUAUGAAUGUUGAAGAAUCACCAACAUCAGCUAUAAUAGACACAGAAGAAAUAGACGAUUCCUUCACCAAAAAAAAAUUACCCACAAACAACGUUGAACAUUCAUUAAUAUUUGAUUCUUUUUCUAUAAAUUCUAUAAAUUCUAUAAAUCUAUCAGAUUCAACAGAUUCAGUAUUCAAUUAUACAUUUUUCGAAGACCACAGUAGUGAAAUUUUUUUUCCUGCAUCUUUAGUAGUUCAAAGUAUAUUAACGUUGCUGGAAUUAAUUUCAAUAUUUAAUGCUUUAGUUCGUUGUAAAAGUGGAAUAAGAACAAUUGCACUAUGCGCUAUUGGAUUUUUGACAUAUUUUAUAUUAGCUGUCAUGAAUAUAUUAAUGAUACCUCCGGAUAGAUUUUGUUAUCUCAAAAACCAUAUGCCCAGUUGUAACUUAUUUUCUGCAAUUUUGGUACUUACGUGGGUCCCUGUGGCUUGUUAUUUGUUGAUAAUGGGACUCAUUACUAAUGAGUGGUGGGAAAGAAAAUGUGUUCCUCCGAGAAGAAAUUAA
This is a messenger RNA of Racocetra persica, 1098 nucleotides long. The record is from the annotation of a GenBank genome assembly. NCBI's taxonomy places the organism in Eukaryota, Fungi, Glomeromycota, Glomeromycetes, Diversisporales, Gigasporaceae.